This is a messenger RNA of Monascus purpureus, 357 nucleotides long. NCBI's taxonomy places the organism in Eukaryota, Fungi, Ascomycota, Eurotiomycetes, Eurotiales, Aspergillaceae. The record is from the annotation of a GenBank genome assembly.
AUGGACGAGAAAUACUUCAAGCUUGAUCCCAAAGACGCUGACCUCCUCAUUCUACGAGCAGAGGAAGGAGAUGAUUCCAGCAUGGACACCGAAUCCGCUGAAGACAGCAAAUCAUUGGAGCCAAGCGCGUCGUUCUCUCCUCAUAAACAUCAUCCACCCAGGAAUAUGGCCUUGUGGACAUGGAUCUCAUAUGUCUACAAUGUCCCAAAUACCCAUCUUCCAUCAUAUCACCAGGGCAAGGAGUCAGUUCAGAUCUGGGAUCUCCCAUACCCAAAGCAGUUAUCGACGAAAUCGAGAAGCAACAACAUGACCCCGUCGACUACGUCGUAUCAUCUCUCUACUCUGCACGGAAUUUAA